Messenger RNA from Eucalyptus grandis, 4604 nucleotides. RefSeq names its product putative pentatricopeptide repeat-containing protein At5g52630. The record is from RefSeq and is a predicted model, not a curated record. Gene Ontology annotation, molecular function: protein binding; RNA binding; zinc ion binding. Gene Ontology annotation, biological process: RNA modification. NCBI's taxonomy places the organism in Eukaryota, Viridiplantae, Streptophyta, Magnoliopsida, Myrtales, Myrtaceae.
AUAUGCUUCAUGCGAUAUCUUAUGUUAAAUUUCUACACGUUCCCACAUCGUCGAAGCUUCAGACAAGGAUCUUGUCGACCGUUCCGGCAAAUUCCGCCCCAGCAAAACAUGGGAUGCGCCUUGUCAGCUUCCGCACAAAUGGGGUGAUGUUGAAGCCAAGAUCACGUUCGUGGGGCCUUACCCACCUCACUCGAGAGGUAUAUUAUCAGUUUGGUCGGGCUAAAUUCACAAGGUCUGCGCACAACGUCGUCAAUUCGAAUCGUAGCACCUUCGAAUCCAACCGGGUACUGAAGGACUUGUCUAAAGGAGGUCGAAUUGAUGAUGCCCGGAAGCUGUUCGAUGAAAUGCUCGAGAGAGAUGAGUACACGUGGAACACCAUGGUCGCCGCUUAUGCCAAUUCAGGGAGGUUCGAUGAGGCUGAAGAGCUUUUCGAGGAGGCUCCAUGUAAGAGUUCGGUCACCUGGUCCUCCCUCAUUUCAGGGUAUUGUCGGCAUGGGCGUCCUGGCGAAGGUUUUAGGUUCUUCUGGCUAAUGCAGUUGGACGGUCAGAAGCCCACCCAGUUUAGCUUGGGCAGCGUGCUUAGAGCGUGUGCUGUGUCGGGUUCUCUCCAAAGAGGUGAGCAGAUUCAUGGCUAUGCUAUGAAAACAAAUUUCGACCAUAAUGAUUUUGUUGUCACGGGUCUUAUAGACAUGUAUGCGAAGUGCAGAAGCAUCUCUGAGGCAGAGUAUCUCUUUGCGACGGUUCCUGAAAGGAGUAAUCAUGCACUCUGGAGUGCCAUGAUCACCGGGUAUUCUCAGAAUGGUGAUGCAUAUAAAGCAAUGGAGUGUUUUAAGGAAAUGAGGAAGCAAGGAAUUGAAUUCGAUGAGUACAGUUUACCUAGUAUACUAGCAACUUGUGCAGCAGUUUCAGCUGAUGCUUUUGGGGCACAGGUGCAUUGCUGCAUCAUGAGGAGUGGAUAUGCAGUUAGUGCAUUUGUUCAGAGUGCGCUGGUUGACAUGUAUGCAAAAUGUGGAGAUUUGAACAGUGCUAAGUUGGUGAUAGAGGCUACGGAUAUUGAUGGUGUGGUUUCUUGGAACUCAAUGAUUAUGGGUUGUAUGAGGCAGGGGUGUGAAGAGGAAGCACUAUACCUAUUUAAGAAAAUGCAUGGAAGAGAUAUGAAGAUUGAUGAUUUUACUUACACAUCUGUUCUAAAGUCUCUUGCUUCCACGAUGGAUUUGAAACUCGCAAAGUCGGUGCACUGUCUGAUCUUAAAGACAGGAUUUGAGGCUUAUCGACUAGUGAGCAAUGCACUCAUCGACAUGUAUGCUAAACAAAGAGAGAUUACUUGCGCAUGUGAGGUGUUCAAGUGUAUGCGAAAAGACGUCAUUUCAUGGACUUCCCUGGUCACAGGAUACGCACACAAUGGCCUCUUUGAAGAAGCUCUCAGGUUGUUUUGUGACAUGACAGCCGAGGGUAUUUGUCCUGAUGAAAUGGUUAUUUCCAGUAUUUUAAGUGCUUCUGCUGAAUUGACAGCUUUAGAAUUUGGGCAACAAGUUCAUGGAAUUUUUGUGAAAUCAGGCCAUGCUAUUUCAACAUCAGUUGGCAAUUCUCUCAUCUCAAUGUAUGCAAGAUGCGGAUGCAUAGAAGAUGCUGAUCGAGUGUUCAACUCAAUGCAUGUAGCGGGCGUAAUCACAUGGACGGCUCUUAUCAUGGGUUAUGCACGUAAUGGCAAAGCAAAAGAAUCUUUAGAGACCUACAAUCGCAUGGUUGCGAGUGGAGUGAAGCCUGAUUACAUCUCUUUUAUUGGCCUAUUAUUUGCAUGCAGCCAUGCCUGUCUUGUACAAGAAGGUCGCAUGUACUUUGAAUCCAUGACCAAGACUUAUGGAAUAAAGCCAGGCCCUGAGCACUAUGCUUCAAUGAUUGACCUCUUAGGGCGCUCUGGAAAACUUGCUGAGGCUGAAGAAUUGCUUAAUCAAAUGUCUGUGGAACCAGAUCCAACGAUUUGGAAGGCACUACUCGCUGCGUGCCGGGUACACAAAAACUUGGAACUGGGAGAGAGGGCAGCAAGGAAUCUUUUCAAAUUGGAACCUAUGAAUUCUGUUCCUUACGUUCUCCUAGCUAAUAUAUAUUUUGCCUCUGGUAAACUGGAAGAGGCUGCAAAAAUCUGGGGUUUGAUGAAAUCAAGAGGAAUCAACAAAGAGCCUGGUUGUAGUUGGGUUGGGAUCAAUGGCCAAGUUCACACCUUUGUAUCUGAAGAUAGAGGGCAUCCAAGAAUGUCUGAUAUCUAUUCAAAGAUUGAUGAAGUAAUGCGAUUAAUUAAGAAAGCUGGUUAUGUUCCAGACUUAAGUUUGGCACUACAUGAUGUUGAUGAAGAGGGCAAAGAGCUUGGUCUUGCCUAUCACAGUGAGAAAUUGGCUGUUGCCUUUGGGCUGCUUGCUGUGCCCCAAGGAGGACCCAUUCGAAUUUAUAAGAAUCUUCGAGUAUGUGGUGACUGUCACGUUGCCAUGAGAUAUAUAUCACACGUGUUUAGUCGCCACAUAGUUCUGAGGGAUUCCAAUCGCUUUCAUCAUUUUAGGGAAGGGGUCUGCUCAUGUGGAGAUUAUUGGUGAAAUAUACAAAUCCCUCAAAGCUUCCCAUACAAAGAAUGGUACUACUAUGCAUUAGUGCAUCCGAGGUUGCGGCAGAACUAAAAAGGCUUGAGGAUUUUGAACUUUUGUCGUUGAAUUUUGGAAUUUUCUUGGCAAGUUUAAAUUGCUUACUUUAGGGUGGCAAUUCUACUAAGGAAAGGGCAUAGGCUGAUCAAAAGCUAAAGAGAAGAAUAAUCUGGAGCAGCAUUUGCACUCAAUGUUGAGAGUUGCAACAGAUAUAGAUCCGCACAAGGCUUCUAUAUCCAUGGAAGCUGUUGCUAUCAAUGUUUGUUUGUUUUCGGUCACUAAACCUGGUGAUGGUCAGAUCAAUUGAGAAGGAAGACAAGAGGAUGAUAUAGCAUUGCAUCAUGAUAAGUUGUGACCCACAUCUUAUAAUUUGAUCUAUUGCUCAAUAAUUUCUUUAUUCAAAUCUCUUAAGAAUGAAUUCCCUUUUUAGGAUUGUGAACCUCAUUCAAUUUGCAAAUUUCAGGAGGCUGAACCAACUUAAUUUCAAUUGUGGCAACAGUUGGUGGUUGAAGUGGACAGGGCAAGCUGGUUUGGUGUUUUUAACUCUUGGUUUGUUGCGUAAAAUAGCUUUCCUUGUUGCAAAAUUGUGCUCUCGAUUUCAUCCUAUCAAUGUGAUCCACAUGAAGUGUGCUAGUUGAUUUGACCGUCAUGUUAACUCUAUGUUUGGCAAACUUUUGUUGAAAUUUUACUUUAGCAGACAAUAUUUGCUCUUUUGUGUUUGUCAUGUGAGCUUCACUUGGACUUCUAGUAUAUAUGUUUAAAAAUGUGAAUCAAGGAAGCCUGAUGUCAACCUCUCCAAUCAAUACUCUUGUAGGCUUUCUCAAAGUCGGCCUUUAUGGAUUGAUUCCAUCUUUCCACUGACAGGGGACCUAGUCCCCUCUUAUUGGCCAGUUGGUAUUCUAUUUCUGUUCUUCCAACUUAUUAUCUGUCACAUUCUGAGUCACCUAACUUUUUUUGUCGUGUAUGACAACAUCUACCAUUUAAAUUUUUUAUGGUUGAACCCAGAUAAGUGAUACAUCUUGUAUGUUUGUUCUUCUUUUCAUAGUCUUCUCCUAUAUUUGCUUUGAGUCCUAUUAAGCCUAAAUUGCAAUACUCAUCCCUUUCAUAAGAAUGACUGGAAUAUGAAAGGCUUGCAUUAUAAUGUUUUCUCUUGCCGCUACUUUUCAUAUUUAGCUAAAUUAUCUUGUUUGCUGAACUAGAGUAUGUUUAUGGUAAAAACUUGUGUGCUGUUGGCAUAAUCGCUGUAUGAAACUGGUGAUGCUUGCAAAAACCUGUGAUGUAUUUUACCAAAAACUUUUGAUGCAUCACAAAUUUCUUAACAAAUGCUGUCAAUUGGGUUGCAGUUGCAGUCUGCAAGGGCAGAGUGUUAGGGACACGUCAGCGCUUUCGAUGCAGUCCUUGAGCUUCGGAUUGUCCUGGAGUGAAGGAAUCAGGGCUGAUGGUUGUUGUGGCUGUUGACCCCAUCUGAAAUAAUGGAGACAUGUGGGAAAAAGUUCAACGUGACAUGCAUAGGCCCUCCGAGUAUUGGUGAAAAAUUCCCAUGUAAGGGCUCAGUGAUUGCGACUGUUGCAGAACGAUGUGCUUCGCCACAAUGCGACACCACUUUCCAGCUCUCUAGGCCAGCCUUCGACAAGAUUGUUGACGCUACACUGGUCAAGAUUGCGAUUGAUUAUGAACCAUAAGUCUUUACAUGGUCCGUUGUCUCCCUCUAUCUAGUGAUCCACUGAGAUUUUGUUUCAUGAACCUACUCCCGGAUGAAUUUGCAGGGCUUAAAGGCAAGUUGGAAUUUAUUCUUUUGCGUAGGAAGUAUGAUGGAGGGAUGGCAACCUAUUAUCCCUUCGGACAAUAAAAUUAAGAUGUUUUCGUGAACAGGAGCUACUUUGGAACAUUUGAAUAUUUACUUGUAUUACAUAUGAUUCUGUUAUAUUUUGUUAGUUCAUCCAUGAUGGGGUGCAAUUAAGAUGCACCGGU